Messenger RNA from Juglans regia (Persian walnut), 1100 nucleotides. Its product is annotated as monothiol glutaredoxin-S15, mitochondrial. The transcript has 8 exons. Lineage: Eukaryota; Viridiplantae; Streptophyta; Magnoliopsida; Fagales; Juglandaceae. The record is from RefSeq and is a predicted model, not a curated record. Bases 282 to 785 code for a protein of 167 amino acids.
UCCCGCUCGACCAUCUCAGCUCUGCCUCUCGAGUCCCUGAGUCCCCGCAGCCGUCUCUCACGCUCAGCUGCUCUCUCACGCUGUCAACAGCCCCUCGCCGUCGACACUGUUGGUCCGUUCUGUUCUCCUCCGCUUCCAGUUGUUCCCGAGGCUACAGAAUCACAGAUAUUGUUUUCCCCUCUCUCGGCGAGCUAAUCGUUCACACAGAGAAGAGAAGCCAAAACCCUACUCUGGUCUCCUUCACACCUAGAGAUAGUUUGCAGCUCCAAAAUAAAAAAACAAUGGCGAGGUUAUUAUCGAGUAUGAUGCUGAAGGGCAUUGCGGUCUCCCGUUCUAGUAGAACUGUAUGCGGAUCCUUUUACCACAAUGGGAUGAGAUAUUCAACUACUGUGCCCAGUGAUCCUGAUACACAUGAAGAUUUUAGACCCACUAAUAAGCUUGAGAGUUCUCCCCUUUCUUUGAAGGAUGUUGUUGAGCAGGAUGUCAAGGAGAAUCCUGUAAUGAUUUACAUGAAAGGAGUUCCCGAAUUUCCUCAGUGUGGAUUCAGCUCAUUGGCAGUUAGAGUCUUAAAACAAUAUAAUGUUCCUUUGAGCGCUAGAAAUAUUCUGGAAAAUCCUGAGCUGAAAAGUGCUGUAAAAUCCUUCAGCAAUUGGCCCACAUUUCCACAGAUAUUCAUCAAGGGAGAGUUCAUUGGAGGGUCAGAUAUUAUUCUCAACAUGCACCAGACUGGUGAACUGAAGGAAAAGGUGAAAGAUAUUGCUGCUAAUCAGGAAAAGUCUGAAUGACGUAGUGAAUCUAAAAAUGGUCAAGGGUGUCACUAGAAAUUUUGUGAUCUCGAUAUUGGAUCAUUGAUAAAAAAAAAAGUGACGAGAUAUGGGAUUCUAUACUUUUAUGUGCUAGUUUACUGCAGGGUUCGUAUGAUAAGCUUGAAAUUUUAAACAAUAAAUGCGGCGUAUUACUCUGCCUUCACCUGCCAUUGGAUUUGUUGUGUAGUGAUCUAAUUUAUUAUUUUUUUUCUCUACUAAAUUUUGUGGCUGAACUUCAUGGUUUUGAAUUAUUGUGAAUCAAAUACAAGAGAAGCCACACUUCAUCUUCUGUUC